AUGCAGUCAACGGCCGGCUACUCUACAAAUCUUUUACCCCCCGCCUUCAUUGGUCCAUUCCCGUCUCCCUCCCCCACCAACAGAGUGUCACUGGAUGCACAGGGAGAUCGCAUUGGCACGUCGUUUGAAAUAGUCAAUGCAGUCAACGGCCGCCUGCGCUCCAUUGGUUACUGGACCACAGAAAACGGCCUCUCGUCUUCUCUUGAGCCCACAUCGACGAGCAAGGAUUCGGGCCAAUCAGUCCUGGCAGGUGUCAUAUGGCCGGGCGGGGUCUCCUUUCUGCCGCGUGGCUGGUUCCCACGAGCACACACGCCCUUGAAGAUCGCCGUGCCAUACAAGCAGGACUUCACGCAGUUCGUGCAGAUAGCCACCAACGACACCAUCACCGGCUUCUGUGUGGAGGUCUUUCGGGCCGCAGUGGGGCUGCUGCCAUACACGCUGGACUUCGAGUUUGUGCCCUUUGGCGUGGGGAACCUGUCUUUAAGUUACACCGACAUGCUUAGACUGGUUGCCAACAAGACAUUCGAUGGGGCAGUGGGGGACAUCACGAUCACACAGGAGCGCCAAAAGCUCGUGCAGUUCACACAGCCAGUGCAGUCUGCCAGCCUGUCAAUGGCGGUGGCCCAGGAGCCGACAAGCACGGGGGCGUGGUCGUUCCUGUCGCCCUUCUCGCUCACCAUGUGGCUGGUGAUCCUCGCAUCCACCGCCUUCACCGUCGUCACCGUGUGGUUCCUCGAGAAGAAUCAGAACGAGGACUUCUAUGCCCACGGGAAGCUCUCCAGCCAGAUCAUUGAUAGUGUCUGGUACGCUCUCACAACGAUCGUCUUUGCUCAAGACAAGCCCAUUCAGACCACCAUGGGGAGAUUAGCCAUGAUGUGCUGGCUCUUCCUCGUGCUCAUUGUCACUGCCAGUUACACCGCCUCCCUCUCCUCCAUCCUCACCGUUCAGAACCUUGCUGCAACCCCUGAUAGCCUUUCCGUGGCAAUUUCUCUGAAGCUUCCUCUUGGUUACCACGAAGGUUCUUUCACCUACAAUUACCUCCUGGCCAUCGGCAUCCCCGCUUCUGUGCUGUUCCCGCUGAAAUCCAUGGCUGAGUUCGCAGACGCCCUGGGGUCGGGCAAGGUGAAGGCUGUGAUUGACGAGGCGCCGUAUUUGGACGUGUUCAACUCGCGCUUCUGCAGCUACACGCGCGUGAAAGAACAGCUCUCCACCUUCAACUGGGGAUUCGCGUUCCACAAGGACAUGCGGGUACCCUAUGACCUAUCCAUUGCCAUUUCAAAGCUGGCGCAGUCGGGGCAGCUGCAGAGCAUGCACGACUUCUGGAUCAAGGGCUCCACCUCCUGCUCCCUCGGGCCCUCCGUGUCCUCUACCAGCCUCGGCCCCGAAAACUUCUGGACACUUUUUGUGAUCUACAGCGCGGUGGCGGUGCUGUGCUGCCUUGUGUACUGCGCCAUGUCGGCUUAUACGGGGUACAGGAUUCUGAGUUAUUGCAAGAAGCUGGAGAAGGAGCUGAAGGAGGAGUUGGAGGGAAGCAAAGCAGGGUCCGCCAGGAAGGGGAAGGCAGAGGGGGAAAUCACCGGGGGCGACAGCAGCAGCAAGGGAGCGAAGGGGGGUGAGGGAGGCGGGGUGUGGGGCAGCAUUCGUUCCGGGCUGCAGACGAUGAUGGAGAUCAACUUCUUUCAUGCUCUCCUCGUGGGGCUGGGGUGGAAGGACCCCCCUGACGUGCACUCCGCUCUGGUCACCAACCAGCUGCAGCACAUUGACUUUGAUAACUACGGUGCUGGGGGUGGUUUUGGUGGUGGUGGUGCUGCUGGUGGUGGUUUCGGUGCUGCUGCUGCUGGUGGGUUUGAUGCUGCUGGUGGGUUUGAUGCUGCUGGUGGGUUAGGCGGUGGUGCUGGGGAGGAAGGGGAGAGAGGGGGUGUGUUUGCCCGAGUUGGUAGCAUGGGUGGGAGGAGUUUCAAGAACACUGAAGGCACCACCACCAGCAGCACAAGUCGACUUGUGAUGCGUCUCAGAAGUUUUGGACAAGACGAAGGGGAGAGAGGGGAGAGAGCCGGAGGAGCAUUCGACCGACUUGGAAGCAUGGGUGGGAGGAGCUUCAGCAAUGCGGACCGACCGACCAGCAGCAGCAGCGGCAAUCGUCCCAAGUCAAGCAAGUCACUCAAGAGGCGGUUUUCCAGGGGAGCCGCCGCUUCUCGGGCAGACUCGUUCAAGAACAAUGAUUUCCGGGCAGGCUCGUUCUGCGCCGCGGCACGUGUCUUCAACGUGAAUGUCGGCAUUCUGGGGCACAUCGACAGCGGCAAGACGAGCCUGGCCAGGGCGCUCAGCACGCUGCUCAGCACAGCCGCGUUGGACAAACACCCGCAGAGCGCGGAGAGGGGAAUCACCCUCGACCUCGGGUUCUCCGCCUUCCAGGUGGACGUACCCGGUUCUCUAGCACAUCAGCUUCCAUACGACAAGAUUCAGUUCACGCUCGUCGACUGCCCCGGCCAUGCCUCCCUUAUCCGCACCAUCAUUGGAGGAGCACAGAUCAUAGACAUGAUGCUGCUUGUGGUUGACGUCACCAAGGGCAUUCAGACGCAGACAGCAGAGUGUUUGGUAGUGGGUGAGGUUUCCCCAACCAAGGAGAUGGUCGUGGUGCUCAACAAAACGGACCUUUUACCUGCUGCCACGAAGCAAGCACAAAUCGAUAAGAUGAGGAAGCGGCUACGAGCCACGUUGAAAGGCACCAAGUUUGCUGACGCUGCCAUGGUUGCAACAGCAGCAGCAGCCAUGCCAUCAGCAGCACCAGAAAAGGCAGUAGCAGCACAACCAGCAGCAGCUGCAGAGGGCAUAGCUGACAUCAUUAAUGAGCUCAUGGCGCGGGUACCUUCCAUAUCUCGGUCAUCAGAGGGACCUUUCCUCUUCGCCAUCGAUCACUGCUUUCCAAUAAAAGGCCAGGGCACAGUGAUGACAGGGACAGUGCUGAGAGGCCACGUGGCAGUGAAUGAUUCGCUGGAGCUUCCUCUGCUGAAGCUGCAGAAAAAGGUCAAGAGCAUGCAGAUGUUUCACAGACCAGUCACUCGUGCAUCCCAGGGCGACCGAGUGGGUCUGUGUGUCACCCAGCUCGACCCGAAGCUCAUCGAGCGAGGAAUUGCAGCUGCACCGGGUUCAGUCCCUAUGCUCUCUGCUGCAAUCGCAGCCGUCCAUCCCAUCCGAUUCUUCAAAGGCGCCCUCACCUCAAACUCUAAAUUUCAUGUAACGGUGGGUCACUCCACAGUGAUGACAACAGUAACCUUCUUCGCUCAUCCCUCUCCACAUUCUUCUACAACUCUCACACCAGGCUCAUCUUUCGAUUUCUCUCUUGAUUACCCCCACUUGGAAAACCUACAAGACAGUGACACACUCUCAGCACUGUCAGGCGCCGGGCAACAACGAAGCACUGAACCAUCACCAGGCCAGCAGCAACACCGGGAGAACGAAUCUGAGGCCCCAUCGCUCCAACACUUCGCUCUCUUAGUGUUUGAAUCCGAGAUCGCCUGUCCAAGUGACGCUUUGCUCAUAGCAUCUCGCCUCGACUCCGAUAUUCACACCAACACAUGCCGCAUGGCCUUCCAUGGCCGUAUCCUCGCACCCAUUGAUUCAGCCACCAUGCACUCAGGCUCCCAGCCUCUGCGUGUAUACAAGCUGAAGAGCAGGGAAGGAGUGAUCGACCGCGUGGUUGACUCUCAUUCCCUCAUCGGCCGAGGGCUCUUCAAAAAAGAAACAGACAUCUCCAAAUUUGUGGGGCUUCGAGUCUCCACAGUGGAAGGAGCACAAGGAACAAUUCAGUCCCCGUUUGGCAAGUCAGGCAAAUUUAAGGUGAUGUUCCUCUCCGCAUUACCCAAGGAGGCCACAGCUGGUGCGCCGCUGCAUCUUGUUUUCAAGCGGCUGCUGUUUGAUAAGACAAAGCAAAUGCUACAGUAG
Closterium sp. Yama58-4 is the source of this 3945-nucleotide messenger RNA. The record is from the annotation of a GenBank genome assembly. Lineage: Eukaryota; Viridiplantae; Streptophyta; Zygnematophyceae; Desmidiales; Closteriaceae.